Drosophila serrata is the source of this 397-nucleotide messenger RNA. RefSeq lists its product as uncharacterized. NCBI's taxonomy places the organism in Eukaryota, Metazoa, Arthropoda, Insecta, Diptera, Drosophilidae. The record is from RefSeq and is a predicted model, not a curated record.
AUCCCGCCAAAACAAACCACAGCCAACAAAAUGUUCAAAGUUCUGUUCGUGCUCGUCGCCAUCGCCGCCUCCCAGGCAUACGCCUAUCCCGGAGUGGUAGCCGUGGCUCCCGUGGUGGCGCACCCCGCGGUGGUGCACACGCCCAUCAUUCAUCAUGGCGCCCACUCGGUGCACUCCCACGUUGUGCAUCAUCCGGCAGCCGUCAAGGUCAUCACCCCGAUUGUCCACAAACCCGUCGUCGCAGUGCAUGCCGUCAAACCAGUGGUGCCUUUGAUUCCAGUGCAUCACGCCCAUCCCGCUGUGGUUGUGCAUCAUUAGCGGCACCCACGGACCCUAAUCCCAGUCCCACUCCCAAACCCAGUCCCAAUGCCCGAGAACCCGACCCCCUCCCAUGACC